Messenger RNA from Oryza sativa Japonica Group (Japanese rice), 1148 nucleotides. Its product is annotated as ras-related protein RABA1f. Gene Ontology annotation, molecular function: GTPase activity; GTP binding. Gene Ontology annotation, biological process: vesicle-mediated transport. Gene Ontology annotation, cellular component: endosome. NCBI's taxonomy places the organism in Eukaryota, Viridiplantae, Streptophyta, Magnoliopsida, Poales, Poaceae. The record is from RefSeq and is a predicted model, not a curated record.
CAUUCCCUUCCCGCACAAACAAAGCCACCCAAAAAAGUUGGGGAGAGGAGAGACCGAGAUCGAUCCGCACCCACCGCGACAAACGCUCUCCCCUCCCCUCCCCUCCCCCUCCGCCCUUCGCUCCCAUCCGCUCCGCCCCCUCGCCGCGCAGCGCCGGCGGCGAGAAGGUUGAGUUCGUGGGGGGUGUGACCGAACGAUGGCGUACCGGGCGGACGACGACUACGACUACCUCUUCAAGGUGGUGCUCAUCGGGGACUCCGGGGUCGGGAAGUCGAACCUGCUGUCCCGCUUCACGCGCAACGAGUUCAGCCUCGAGUCCAAGUCCACCAUCGGCGUCGAGUUCGCCACCCGCAGCAUCCACGUCGACGACAAGGUCGUCAAGGCCCAGAUCUGGGACACCGCCGGGCAAGAAAGAUAUCGAGCUAUUACAAGCGCAUACUAUCGCGGAGCAGUAGGGGCACUCGUUGUCUAUGAUGUCACGCGACAUGUCACCUUUGAGAAUGUGGAGAGGUGGAUGAGGGAGCUCAAGGAUCACACGGACGCCAACAUCGUGAUCAUGCUUGUGGGGAACAAGGCAGAUUUGCGCCACCUUAGGGCUGUCUCGACUGAGGAUGCGAAAGCAUUUGCUGAGAAAGAGAACACUUUCUUCAUGGAGACGUCGGCCCUGGAGUCAAUGAAUGUGGAGAAUGCCUUCACUGAAGUGCUCACCCAGAUAUAUCAUGUAGUGAGCAAGAAGGCUCUUGACAUCGGCGAUGACCCAGCUGCACCACCAAAGGGGCAGACCAUCAAUGUUGGUGGCAAAGAUGAUGUCUCUGCAGUGAAAAAGUCUGCUUGUUGUUCAUCAGCGUAGAUCGAAAGGACUUGACAAACAUGGAGAUACCCGAGGUGGUUGAUACUAUGCAGUAGGACACAGGAUGUUAUUGCAUUCAUAGACCUCAUCUGUAUUCAUGUGUUACUAAGUGUCUCCUUCGUUUUGCCAUUUGAAACAUUAAUUCAUUCAGGACAUAAUCUUGCCGGUAUAGUUUAGGGAUAUGAAAUUGUGAGGCCGUCAGAUUUUCAUACAGGCCAUUUGUUUGCUUCUAUUAUGGUUUGACCGCUUGAUUUAUUUAUAUGUUGCUGUCUAUUUUUCAGUAGCACAGUUCAUUGUC